Molecule: messenger RNA, 4982 nt
Organism: Apis mellifera (honey bee)
Lineage: Eukaryota; Metazoa; Arthropoda; Insecta; Hymenoptera; Apidae
Product: homeobox protein abdominal-B
Exons: 2
Coding region: 2750-4315 (521 amino acids)
Biological process (GO): regulation of transcription by RNA polymerase II
Cellular component (GO): nucleus
Molecular function (GO): RNA polymerase II cis-regulatory region sequence-specific DNA binding; DNA-binding transcription factor activity, RNA polymerase II-specific
Source: RefSeq, a predicted model, not a curated record
UGGUAAAAUAAUACUUUUUUCUCAUUACUUCUUAAAAUAUUAUUUUAAAAAAACCAAGAAAAAUAAAAUUCAUCAUGCCAAACGAGCAUCCAAAAUAUACGCACGCGAAAUAUUGUAAUGGCGCGAAAACUUACAUAGAUUUAUCAUGAACAAGGAAAGAGAAUAUAACAGUCGAAGAAAUCUGCAGUUCAGUCAAUCGGAUCAGAAUUCUAGUCACAGUCGUUUCUCUUUUAUUUUAUUCUAGGCGAAUUAAGAAAAAUGUUUAGAAAAGUUCGAGACACGGCGUGUUGACGAGCCCUCGGCGCGCGAUAUUCAGGCUUUCGUGAGGGCCGUGUGUAUAUGCGUGUUUCGUUGUGCCGCUUCACGCGCGACGAAGAGAAGGGAGAAAGGUAGAUUAGAGGUUGAUAGGCGAGGGUAGGAAAGGGGUACGGGGAUAACGGCGUGGCAGCGCGCGAAGUGGAAGGGGGAAGAGGGAGACGUGUCCGUCCAGAGUUUGGUUGUCAAACGAUCCGAUAGAUCGCGCUCGCGUCGCAGUUUAGCCCGUUUGCGCGUCGAGCCGCGGGCAGAGCUCUCAGUUGACGCUCAGUUCGGCUCAGCGAGGCCAGAGAGAAGAAAGGGAGUCUUUUCGUGUGUGUAAACACCGCGCGUGUGUGUUCGUCGCACCAGUCACAGUUCCAUGGGGACCGUGCAGCUGAGGAACCUAUAACCUGCGUGCUCCCCGUUAUAUCCAAAUCCAGGGAUCUGCUACCUGACUUUCCUGAGACAGAAAGAAAGAAAAAAAGUGACGAGAGAAAUAGCAUUCGGUCCGACCACGAACGCUCCGUUUCUCCUGACUGUGGCGAUCUUUGAUGCGAAUUCGUCUAUUGAAAUUUCUUCGGUUCGGAACACGCGUCCGUCUAGUCUAAUGCGGACAGAUUGAAACGAAGAAAUAUUUGUUAGAAGGAAUAAGGUGAAAUAAGAUAGUAGAAAAAAAAAAAACAAGUGACUGGUGAGGAAAAAGUGCGCGCUCGAAUCGUCGUGUGUGCAUUCGAAGUAAUGAGCAAGGUGACAGUUUCCUUCGAGGAGACGACAUGCAGCUCGAGCAUGGCCUGGAUCGGGACGACGAUAACAAGAUUGGUCGAGCAGUGAGAAAGACGUGCUCGUACCAUUGUUUGACGUGCUCAUCGAUUCACUUUUCGUGGAAAUUACGAUUGCCAAGUGCCCUUUUGACAUGUUCCAAGAGUGUACUAUUUGUUGAUCGUUUCGAGCAUUCAUCGUCACCGGUGACGUUCGACGAUCGCCAAGUUCCGUCGAACGCGCGAAACGACAACGACCGAUCCGAACAAUAGAAUAAAAACUGUUGUUUCACGUUCAUUACGACGAAUAUAUCUCUAUUACGAAUGGUUAAUCCAACAAUCCUUUAUAAUCAAAUAUCUGUCAAUGUACAUUUUUAAAGAAGUGCUGUGUCAAUUUUUUUGUUUUCGUUCAUUCCAACACCGCGCUCCUCGCAUCGUAUAUUAAUUACCGGUCACCAUCAUUGCCGUUCAACCACCUGGAUUGCCUGGAUAUCAUCAUUGGGAUUCCAUUGACGGUGUGACUGGAUUCUCAUCGACGACGUGUUCGCACGUGGUUACUUGUCGCCCAUCAACCUCAAUCGCAACCUCGGUCGUCGUCUCGGACGCGUUGUCGCGGUGGUGGUGGUGGUGUUGGUGCAUGGACCUCUUCUCGACGGAUUUGCUACGCAUUUUAUCGCGCCCCUGGGCGUCUUCGUCUCCCUCUCUGUCUAUUCCUGGUCUCGCUCUAUAACGUAUCUCCAUCCUUCUCCUUCGAUACUCCGUGCUCUCUCUCUCUCCCUCUCUCUCUCUCUCUCGCCUUCUGGAUCACCGUGUGUCGUCUCUCCCUCCAUCCCACGCUUACCUACCCCUCCACCUGUCUGCCGCGCUGCUGCACACCCUCUCCUCUCUCUCCGCCAACCCUCCGCUCGCACGAUCACCGUAUACCCGUACAAUUUUCUUUAUCCCCACCUAUUCGCGCGCGCCUUCUCUGCCUUCCGCACGCGUUUUCUUUAUUUAUUCCGCGAUUCCACGGAGCAACGCGGCUACUUUCGCACACGAUGAAACUUGCCCUUCCGUCCUCGCCUUUUUGAAAUCUCACGCGUCUCUCGCGCAACGACCAUUGGCCAUCGCCGCCGAUCUCCACGCUCGGCGGGACUGUUCCCGUAAAAUCGACGAUAAUAACUACCGCUCCGCUCGCCCCCACCCCCCGCCGUCCUCAUCCCUUUUCUCUUCCUCGCCUCCUACUCCCCACCCCCCUCCUCCACCACCUGCGCUCCUCUCUCACCGCGUACGGUGACUCGUUCGCCCGGUCUAACGUUACUCGCUGCGUUACAUCGCCGCCUCGUCCGUCCUUGGAUCGUACGCGCGCGUCGUAAAUGCAACCGCGCGAAACGACGAUGCAUUACAUGAUCCGUUGGUGAAAAAAAAAAAAAAAAAAAAAAAAAAAUAAAAAUAAAUCGAAUCCUUCUUACCCCUCUGCGCUUUCGGAUCCACCGCCACUCUCUCGAUCGCGGCCGAAACCGACACCGACACCGUGCACACCGUGGAUAUCCGCUGAUAUAUCCGGAUAUAUAUCGUUAUAACACCGACAAUCACCGGCCAUCAUCUGCACCAUCGCCGAUCACGUGGCUUGCUCGACGGCGACGCUGUACGACAAUGUUCACGCCGCGCCGCUGUGCGGCUCCGGCGUGGGCCACCCUGGCUCUGUUACGCCGAUGGGGGCAGCUACCGGAGCGGGGAAUUCCACCGGGGUGACCUGGUGGGCCAUGAUGAACGGAUCCCUCUACGAGGACAGCCCACCACCGGUCCCGCCAACAGCCUCGAGCCUUAUCUCCGUUCAACAACAGCAACAACAACAACAGCAACAACAGCAACAACAACAACAACAACAGACCCCAACGCCCGCGUCACACCAACAAGCGACCACACCGACCUCGCCCGGUGCACCGGCCUCCUCGGCCACGAGCGCGCCCCCGCCGCCAACGGCCAGCGCCAGCUCGACCUCGCCGAGCGCCUCCUCGGUGGCGAGCAACAGCGCGCCAGGACCUCUCCACAUACCCGCGAAAAGGCUGACCGCGACGCCGGCCGCCUCCUACGGAGAGGUCGGCUGCGUGGAUUCCGCCGCCGCCGCGCCCGCCGCUGGCCCAGCGGGCGUCAUCCGUCAUUCCCACUCAUCCUCGGCCGGGUCGCAGGCCGGCUGGAGUUACAGCCCCCACCAUCCGCAAGAGUCUCAUUACUCGUCGGCGGCCGAUUCCCUGAACCAUCACCAAACGUACGGGGGUAAUAACCCCCCGACGUAUUACAAUCUGGCGGCCGAUCCUACCUCCACUUCCGGCUCCUCAAGGGACAACCGGAAGGCGGGCACGCUCAGCUUCUGGUCGCCGGCGGCCGCUACGGCCGGCUCGGCAACGGCCGGCUCAACCUCCGAUUACAAGUCGUACAAUUCGGCCGGAGUCGCGACCACGAGCUCCUCGACGGGGGCAGGCUCCUCUUCCGCGGCCACGGGGGCCGCGGAUCCGGCCGUGUCCUCCUGCCACCAGAGCUUCUCCCAGAGUUGGUGUAAUUACGCGCCGUACACAACGGCGAGGCAUCACCACCCGGUCGACACGGCCGGCCAUCAUCAUCCCCAUACGCAGGCGGGGGUACCGUAUUUGACGCCGUCCGCGGCUGACGACCGGGGAAGAGUCACUGCCGCAAUGGUGGCCGCAGAGGGCGCCUUCCCUCACGAUGGAUACGGGGGACUCAGGAAUUACGGGGCGCCCGAGCCUGUCACGUCCAGCCCGUACCCACCUCCAGUGAUGUGGGGUUCCUCCCCAUCUUCGUUGUUUCCCGCAGGUUCCCUGGCGGGAGUCGGCGUAGGUGUUGGCGUAGCUGGUAUGGGCGUCGGUUGCGGGAGCUCGAAUCCACUGGAAUGGACCGGUCAAGUGACGGUACGGAAGAAACGCAAACCUUAUUCCAAAUUCCAGACGCUCGAACUAGAAAAGGAAUUUCUAUUCAACGCUUACGUGUCGAAGCAGAAACGAUGGGAGCUCGCGCGAAAUCUAAAUCUGACCGAGCGACAGGUGAAGAUAUGGUUUCAAAAUCGGCGGAUGAAAAAUAAAAAGAAUAGUCAACGGCAGCAGCAGAACAAUAACAAUAACAACAGCAGCGCCAAUAAUGCAAAUCAUCACGCGGCGACCGGUAGCCACCACCAUCCGAGCGCCGCGCAUGCGCCACCCUCGAGUCAUCACGUGGUCGCGCAGGCGCACCACGCAAAUGGUUCCGCGAAGCAUCAUCAGUGACCCGUGGCCUUCUCUGGGGUCGUCUUCGGCCAUCCACACUCUAAUCACAGCUCUACAAACGGUUGCACAGGAACUGGGACCGGGACAGGGACAGGGACUGGGAACGCCGCUACCCAUUCCAACAGCCACGCGAGCCUGGUUACAGGUCACAGCCACACGCUUCACGCGCCUCAACCUCAAACGCCUCUACCGACCCACGCCGCCGGUGCCUCGAGCACCGUCACGCCCCCCACCGCCGUCGUUCAUCCACACAUUCACGCACACGCUCAUCAUCAUCAGUUGGCGCACGUGGCUCAGCAGUAUCCUGCGCUUCUUCAUCAGACGCCUCAUGGCCUGGCUGCCUGAACAACCUUUCAGGUUUUUUCGACACCCCAGAGAAAUCGAAGAAGUCGACGAAUCGUCCAUACGGUCGAUUCGCAAUGCAGCAAUUUCUCAUCAGUCCUCGUAGUCGUCGUCAUCGUCAUUUGAAUAAUCGGCAUCCACGACAGAACGUCGCAUAGAUAGACACGUAAUCCAUACACACAUACAUACAUACAAACAUGCAUACAAACACACACACACACACACACACACACACAAACACUUAUCAAACUUUGUUCAGCAGCUAUUCAAAGACUGCCUAUCACUUGUAAGGAGAGAUAAUGUUUCCGCGAGUAGUAUAUUAUUA